GGCAACUCAAAGUUUAGUAGCUAACUAGCUAUUCGAUGAGUGGCCCAGACAGAGUUUGGCGAAGCGGAGGCGGAAGUGAGCACGGUCUGCAGUUUUUGCUUAGGGUUGAGCUGUAACUCGGCGUCGGCGUCUGAAGGAGAAAUAACCCAGUAGUAGCGAAAAAGGAGAAACCGGCGAUGGGAAGCGAGUCGAAAUCCAGCGGCAACACCGCUCCAAAUGGCGGUGGAGGAGGAGGGUUCAAGUCGAAGUUAGAACAUGCCAUGUACAGUGGAGACAAGAAGCAUGUAUUGGCUGGGAUAGCUGUCAUAUCUGUCAUCUUCGGCAUCCCGUGGUACCUCAUGAACAGAGGGUCAAAGCAUCAGUCGCAUCAAGAUUACAUGGAUAAGGCUGAUAGAGCACGGAAGGCAAGACUUUCAUCUGGUUCUUCUGCUAGCUAAUCUUAGCAAAACCUCAAAAACCCUUCCGAUGGGUAUAAGCACUUGUUCUUUGCAUAGCACCAUAGUUAAGUCGUUUUGACUGAGACAAAAGCCAGCUAUUAGUCGAGGUUUCUUCACUGUGGCUACUCCGGUUGUUUUCGUUUCAGCUGGCUGUCAGCAGAUCAGGGAAUAAAGCAUACAUUAUUUUGUUUUGGUGUGCUGCUAUCACCACCUGAAAAUGGAGAAAUGGAGAUUCAUGUUUAGGCCACAGUAUAUGUGGACCAUUCUUCUGCAGUGUAACCCUCAGCUGAAAAGUUCCUCUAGGUUCAAAUAACCAGAGUUUAGUCUCGGCCAACAGAAUUGGCUGCUUGCAAUUACUUGUAGCGAUUUUGGAUUUUCGUACGAGAAUGUAUGAUGUACGUGGAACCGACUGUAUGUGACAGAUUCAGAGAAAGUUUGGCUAGGAUGCCCGUGG
Molecule: messenger RNA, 891 nt
Organism: Linum tenue
Lineage: Eukaryota; Viridiplantae; Streptophyta; Magnoliopsida; Malpighiales; Linaceae
Source: the annotation of a GenBank genome assembly